Styela clava is the source of this 2989-nucleotide messenger RNA. RefSeq names its product solute carrier family 52, riboflavin transporter, member 3-B-like. Gene Ontology annotation, molecular function: riboflavin transmembrane transporter activity. Gene Ontology annotation, biological process: riboflavin transport. The record is from RefSeq and is a predicted model, not a curated record. Gene Ontology annotation, cellular component: plasma membrane. NCBI's taxonomy places the organism in Eukaryota, Metazoa, Chordata, Ascidiacea, Stolidobranchia, Styelidae.
CUUUACUACCAUCAGUUUUGUAUAGUCUAUUAAAUCAUAUAGGCUAGUUUUUAAGAGAGCAUAUGUUCUUGAGCAGAAGAGUGUGUUAUACAAAUUCAACUUUUCAUCUUGCUGUGUUGUAACUUUUGAGCAACGACAAUGGCUCUCAUACCCCAAACAACUGUGCAUCGUGUAGUUAUGCACACCAUUGUAAUACUUUUUGGAAUUGGAGCAUGGGUUGCAAUAAAUGGAGUGUUUGUUGAAUUACCAAUCCUUGUUGAUAAGCUUCCUGAAGGCUGGAGUCUUCCAUCAUUUAUGGUUUUAUUGACCCAAGCUGCAAAUGUUGGACCAUUGGUUGUUGCUCUAAUGCAGGCAUUUGCACCAAGACAUUACCAUCAGAAUGCUCUUAUUUACAUCAUGCUUGUACUUGGAACAUUGUCAUGCUUCCUGCUUAUAUUUGUAUGGGACAUCACCACAGUUGUGGCAGGGAACGAACAUAGCAUAGCUUUUUUUGCUUUGUUUCUAGUACUGGCUUUUGUUGAUUGCACAUCGUCAGUUACUUUUAUGCCAUUCAUGACACGAUUCCAGUCCGUUUUUCUUACAACGUACUUUAUUGGUGAAGGAUUAAGUGGUUUUGUACCAAGUAUUUUUGCUCUCAUACAAGGAGCAUCUGAGGCGUACUGCAAGAAUGAAUCAUUUGUGAAUACGACUACAAAUGAGACGACCUACCAUAUUGUUACACAUUAUUAUGAUCCUCGCUUCUCAGCGGAAGUGUUUUUUGGGUUUCUUUGUGUCAUGAUGAUAUGCUGCUCUGCUGCUUUCAUUAUGCUGAAUCAUCUGAGAAUUGCAAAAUCUUUUAUGCAAGUAGAAGAUCAAGACUCACAUGAUCAUGGUGAGACUGAUGUACACAAGUCAACUUCAACUGAAUUAUCAACUUUAGAUCCAGAUAAUGGAACAGAAUUUUAUACUAGAGGGAAAGAGCAGACACUAGAUGAUAUUACAAGUCAAACAUUACCAUCAUCAAAAAGAAAAUUGUCGUACCAACAAUACGCUUAUUUUUAUUUGAUGGUUCUAUGGAUCAGUGGAAUCUCAAAUGGUGUUAUGCCUUCUGUUAUAUCAUAUUCAUCUUUGCCUUAUGGUCAAUUGCCAUAUCAUUUUGCUGCCACACUUGGGGCAAUGGCAAAUCCAGUUGCCUGUUUCAUUGCGUUAUUUCUGCCGGUAACUUCAGAGUUAAUCAUUGCUGUUUUUGUCACUAUUACAACAGGUUUUGCGUCAUAUCUCAUGUUGUUGGCAGUUGAAAGUCCAUGUCCAAUACUUGUUGAUACCGAUGGUGGUGCGAUACUUAUGGUUAUAUCUCAAAUCAUGUUUGUGUUUACAACAUCUUAUGCAAAAGUAUCAAUAGGUCAAAUAUUACGGGAAAGAGGACAUCCAAAAUCAUUGGUCUGGUAUGGUGCAUUCACGCAACUUGGGUCAUUAAUUGGUGCAUUGAUCAUGUUUCCGCUUGUCAAUAUAUAUUAUCUUUUUACACCUGGCGAUCAGUGCACCACUGUUUGCGGAUGAGAAAAUUAGGAUGUGAUUGCUUUACUGAUGACCAGCUUCAACAUUCCCUUGUACAUUCUUGGUUUCUAUGGUUGUUAAUACUGAUUCUUUUCGAGUUUUGUAUUAUAGGAGAAUUUUGUACAUUAUAGUAUUUUUGUGAUUACAGUACCAUUCCAUGGCUACUUUUUGGUUUUUAUUUUUCAAAAAGAUGUUUGUUUUCUGUUAUAAAAUCACGGCUUAUUUAUUUAACAGUCAAAUAUGAAUAAUACAUUUUGUGAGUAUAAUAGGUCUUUAAUAUUUUGUGCCUUGGUCGUUUUAUCAUGUGUAUGACAUUCGCAACUGUGCAUUUAGCAGAUAUAUGCUGGUAAUUCUUUACAAAUGUAUGCUACCAUUUACUGUUCAUAUAUGAAAUAUCUCUUCGCUGAAAAUGUCAGUCCGGUGUCUACUGUUCAUUAAGGUCAGCAAGAUCAGGGUUAGAAAAAUUUUCACUUUUAUUCUCUCCCUCAUUAUUUGACACACGAUUGACCAAGUUCAAUGUUUUUACAUUUCAAAGUACUUGCCGUACAUGUAGUAUUCUUCAACUGUGUCUCUCAUUACUAUAAUUCAGAUAUUAAAAUAUAUGUAUAACUUAAGCGGUGAAAUAUAUUAUUCAUACAGUCAUUUGUAAAAAUGUUGUUUUUGUAUAUGUCUUAUAUGUCAAGUGACUUCUGUGUUAUAAAUGUCAGUGUUUAUCCUUGAUUUUCAAACUAUCAUUGAAGUUUAUUAUGUAAAUGUUAUCUAGCAAUAUGCUUCGUAUUUGUGUAGUGAUUAAAUGUGGUCAUCUGCAUCAAGUUUAGCAAUGUUUAUGCCAUCAUGUUAUUCCUUCAUUUAAACAGAAAUGCUUUGGCAGAGAAAAUAUCUUCUAAUUAUCUAAUACAUCUUCUUCUAUAUUGUCUUUUGUUGUGAUUAUGCAGAUUACACUCUUCUCUUUUUUUAGAAAACUUUCUUUUAUGACAUGAGGUUAAAUCCUUUUUUCCAAUUACAAUAAUAUGAGAUUGACCCAACUGUGACUAAAAACUGUGAAAUGUUUGACCCGCUCUAUGAGGUCAUCGUGCACAAAAAUGCCUUGGCAAAAUUGAAAUAAAUUAAUGUGUGAUAGUUUGAUACCAAUUUAAUUGGAUAAUUAUCAUACAUUGAGGACUUCAAUUGAAGUUGAAUAUUUAUGCAGACAUUCCAAUUUAGAUCUCAGGUUUACCUUCUGCUCGGGUAUUGUUCAAUACUCACCAAUUUACUUGGCGAGUAUUAAAAUGGCGGUCAAACUAGGAAAAUUUGUUACUUCUAAACCCAGUUGCAUAUAAGUAACCAAUUUUUAAUCAUUGAUACCCUAUCAUAUUUAUGUGUCAACAUUGUCAUAAUUAUAAAUAUUGUAGAUGCCAUUCUUAUUUGCUGACUUUUUUUCUUUAUAAAUAGUUGCACUAUUUGUCAUUUCAGA